AUGUCGAGACGCCAGUCCGCGAUGGUCCCUCCGCCGAAGCCUCCGACGCAACUCUCCUCGUCCCUAGUCAUUGCGGAACAAGCACAGUUAGUCGGCACCGAGCUCAUAACGCUGGGCUCAGAUACCAUCAUCCAUCCGAGAGCAAAGCUGAAUUCCAGCUUUGCGCCCAUCACAGUGGGAAGGCAAUGUAUCAUCUGCGAGCGCAGCCAGAUUGGUUUGCAGAGCGAUCCACCUGAUGAAGCAAAAUAUGGCGUGGUACUUGAGGACGGAGUAGUCGUUGAGCUCGGGGCUGUAGUGGAAGCCAGAAGGAUAGGAGAAGGCACUGUGAUUGAAGUCAAUGCGAAAGUUGGGAAGGGUGCAAUGCUGGGAAAGCAUUGCAAGAUUGGACCUCUGUGCGAAGUGACAGACGGAGAGGUUCUUCCGGAUUAUACGGUCCUGUACGGAGAUGGGAUGCGCAGGUUAGACGCCAGUGGAGCCGAGGACAUGAAGAUAAAGAACCUUGCGAAUCAAAUCGAGGUGAUGAGGAGGCUUAUACCGAGCAACUUGGCCAAGUUCCAAUAA
Messenger RNA from Drepanopeziza brunnea f. sp. 'multigermtubi' MB_m1, 561 nucleotides. The record is from RefSeq and is a predicted model, not a curated record. Lineage: Eukaryota; Fungi; Ascomycota; Leotiomycetes; Helotiales; Drepanopezizaceae.